CUGGUGGAUCAGACUGGCACGACGCACAUAAAACACUAACAUCAUGGCGGCCACAACAAGACUCAUUUCAAGGUUGGCGCUGGUCACAGGAGGGGGCAGUGGGAUCGGCCGCGCGGUGUGUCAGCGAUUCGCCUCUGAGGGCGCGCUGGUGGUGGUGGCGGACCUGAACGAGGAGGCGGCCAAUGAGACGCUGCGCAGCCUGUCACGUGACCACAAAGUACAAGAACACAUGGCGUCGGCGGUGGACGUCUCGUCCAAGCAGAGCGUGGAGGACUUGGUGGAGAGCAUACAGCGCCGCUACUUCCAGCCGGCGUCGGUGUGCGUGAACGCGGCGGGAAUCACGCAGGACGACUUCCUGUUGCGGCUGGAGGAGGCGGCCUUCGACCGCGUGGUCGGCGUGAACCUCAAGGGGACCUUCCUGGUCGUUCAGGCCGUUGCCGCGGCGAUGGUGGCCAGCGGAGUAUCCAAAGGUUCCAUCGUUACCGUGGGCAGCAUCGUGGGCAAGGUGGGCAACAUUGGGCAGGUUAACUACUCGGCGUCCAAGGCAGGUGUGGAGGGAAUCACCAGAACGGCCGCCAAAGAACUCAGCAGGUACAGGAUCCGGUGUAACUGCGUCCUGCCGGGGUUCAUCUCAACCCCCAUGACUGACAAGGUCCCGGAGCGAGUGAUCCACAAGAUGACGUCGCUGGUGCCUCUGGGGAGGAUGGGCGAGCCUGCCGAGGUUGCAGAUGUUUGUUCCUUCCUGGCAUCGGACGACUCUCGCUACAUCACGGGCGCCAGCAUCGAGGUCACCGGAGGGCUUUUCAUGGGAUAGAGACGGCGUCGCCAUGGAUACACAGAACCUCUCAUUGGUCGAGCCAGCUGUCAAUCACGACGGCAGCGGGUGCCUUUUGGACUGUGGACGGCGGCCAUCUUUAAUUAAUUAUUAAUUCUGAAGAAAUCAACUUGAUUGCCUAUUUUUUUUGUAAUUAUUACAUUUGUAAAUGCUGUAUAUUUCUGAACGAUCCUGUAAUAAAUUACAAUUUGUAUAAAAACAUCCAGCAACAUUGUUUUGUAAACCUCUUCUGCUUUUUAUUGGUUUAUUUGGGCGACCUUUUUAAAAGAGAAACAGGCGACACAACAGCGACUCUUUUUAAAAAGGUUAUAUAUUACAGAAACAAGAAUUUAAAAAAAUUACUUACACACAUUAUAAAAUAAUACUUUUUCUUUUUUCCAGCACCAUGAUUGUUGUCAAAACAUUGUUUCUCCAACAAAAAUAAUAAACAUAAUGGAUCCGGUUCUGGGCGGUUCUCCGGACUCUUGGGGAAGGGAACCACCCACUCCUCCCUGCCA
This is a messenger RNA of Gadus chalcogrammus (walleye pollock), 1332 nucleotides long. Its product is annotated as estradiol 17-beta-dehydrogenase 8-like. Gene Ontology annotation, molecular function: oxidoreductase activity, acting on the CH-OH group of donors, NAD or NADP as acceptor. The coding region runs from base 44 to 814 and encodes 256 amino acids. Lineage: Eukaryota; Metazoa; Chordata; Actinopteri; Gadiformes; Gadidae. The record is from RefSeq and is a predicted model, not a curated record. The transcript is spliced from 9 exons.